Talaromyces stipitatus ATCC 10500 is the source of this 1581-nucleotide messenger RNA. RefSeq lists its product as uncharacterized. Lineage: Eukaryota; Fungi; Ascomycota; Eurotiomycetes; Eurotiales; Trichocomaceae. The transcript has 8 exons. The coding region runs from base 1 to 1581 and encodes 526 amino acids. Gene Ontology annotation, molecular function: oxidoreductase activity. The record is from RefSeq and is a predicted model, not a curated record.
AUGGCUACCACAACUACGCUCGCUACUACCUCAAAGAACGGUGGUGACGUGCCCGCCAAAUUGACCUAUAUCGAGUGGCACGACCACUACGAAACUGAGGAGCCUCAUUUUGUCCUCAAUACUCCAGAUGACCCUCCCGACGCUUAUGCGGGAAAUGUCACUUUCAAAGAGGGAGAAGAAGAGAUCAUACAUGAUAUACGAGGCCACGAGGACAAAUUCACCUUGGACAAGCAGGGAUUCGUUUUUACAAAAGCCCCUACCAGUCUCUCACCAUCCGAGUUUCUAGACGAGGAGAAAAUCAAAGAAAAGUACCUACCCGAAUGUGAAAAGUACUAUAGAGAGUAUUUCAAGGGCAUCGAUGAAGUUGUUUUUAUCCACUAUAGGGCAAGAAACAGUAUCACAGCCGAUGACCACAACUCACCUACAGGACCUGCUAGAGUAGCUCACGUUGACUUGAGUGGUCCUGAGAUCAAUGCACGUAUCCGCAAGGCUUUCCCGGACAGAGCGGAUUUUAUUCUUCGUGGUCGAGUACGCCUCGUCAAUCUAUGGCGCCCUAUCAACGGACCUCUCCAGAAUUGGCCUCUCUGUGUCGCCGACUGCAAUAGCAUCCAAGAAAAGCAUCUGGUGGCAACCAAACGUAUCCGCAAAACACACCAGGCAGUCACCAGACUCGUGGUGCACGAACCAACUUUGAAGUGGUACUAUCAAUCUGGAAUGGAAGAUGACACUCUUCUGGUAUUGAAGAACUAUGAUUCGGAGGAUGGUGUUGCAAAAUAUGUACCGCAUUGCUCCUUCUCACUUCCAACCGCUACUGCAUCAACACCGCCUCUGGCACAACAGAUGGAAGUACCUUGUCAGAGGAUGAAAGUGACCGAAACUAACGGUUUAAUACUGCCGGGUGCUCGAGGUGUUCAAAAACUCAAAUCGCCGGCAGAGAUGGCGUCUUCUAGUAUUCAUAGCAUAGCUCUUGGAGAUAAGCGAUUGCAGAUGGAUUUGACUCCCGGGGUGUUUUGGCAAUUCGUCCCAACCAGCAUCGACCUAGAUGCGCGAGGACACUUUCGAGAGUAUUCUUGGUGUGACAAAAUCUUUGAGGAUCCCAGCCUCCAGCCUGUUUUGACAGUGAACCAGCACUCGUGGUCAGAUGUACCCUCGACCUUCAUGUGGCAAGCUCUCGGCUUGCCAGGCGCAAUUACAGCAGCCCAGUCCUUCUGCAAAGGGAGCAUGAGCCCUCCAAAUCAUAGCUUUGUGGAAGGCAGAACUGAACUAUGGACUUUGUAUUGCUUUGGCAGGGCAGUGGAGAGCUUUUUGCACGUCGCCCACGGGGGGUUUCUUGCCAGUCUGCUUGACCAGCAGACAGGCUCUAUUGUUAUUACGUAUCCUGUGUCGACAAAUCCUCGCACUCUAUCCAGCACAAUCAGAUACCACAAGGCCUUAAUCACACCAGGUGCCGUCCUAUGUCGUGCGUGGAUUAGCAAAGUAGAAGGUCGGAAAGUGUGGGCAAAGGCUGUGUUAGAGGACGGUAAGGGAGAAACUAUUGCGGAUAUGGAAGCUUUGUGGAUUUUUCUAAAGCCUAGUUUGUAA